AUGCCUGUCCUUUGUAGCAGUUACACUAGCAGCUCUGGGAGAAGCUUGGUUUUGAAGGGACAGUUUCACUGUUGUAAGGACACCAAAGUUUAUCAUAGAAAACCUCCCAAGAAUCUGCGUUAUCCACGACGAACCAAGCUUCCCCCUGACUCCUGCCUGAAUGGUCUUAGCUUGGUGUCUAGCCCUUUUGCUGAUGACAUCAUACGAGAUGAUGACAGUUUUGAUAGUCUGGCUUUUGAUGAGGAUGAGGACAAUGUUGAUGACAAGCUCUUUGAAGAAGGAGAAGAAAAUGAUGAAGGGAAUGGAGGAAUUGUAUGGGAACAGGAUGAGAUUGAAGCAAUCUCAUCACUUUUCAAGGGGAGGGUUCCUCAGAAGCCUGGAAGUUUGGAGAGGAGAAGGCCUUUGCCGCUUCCACUUCCUUACAAGAAGAACCCUAUAGGUUUCCCAACUCAGAAAGUGGUUUCUAGAAAAUUAGUUGCCCCUGCAAGGCAAUCUUUGUCAAAUCAAGUGUACAAGAAUCCUUCUUUUUUGGUUGGUUUAGCUAAGGAGAUCAAAGCUCUCCCUCUGGAGGAGAAAAAUGUGUCUUUAGUUCUAGAUAAAUGGGCUCGGUUUCUUCGUAAAGGUUCUUUGUCUAUGACAAUCCGCGAGCUGGGGCAUAUGGGACUUCCAGAAAGAGCUUUACUUGUUUUCUGCUGGGCUCAAAAGCAGCCACAUUUGUAUCCAGAUGAUCGAAUUCUUGCUUCAACUGUCGAGGUGUUGGCCAGAUCGCACGAGUUGAAAAUGCCUUUCAUGUUGCACAAGGAUCAUAGGUUUUUGAACAUGGUGAGUCAGAGUGUCUAUGAGGCCAUAGUGAAGGGCUUUAUCAAAGGUGGAAGUCUGAAGAUUGCCUGGAAGCUCCUUUCUGCUGCUAGGGCAAGUAAUAGAUUAGUGGAUUCAGAAGUGUAUGCCAAGUUGAUUCUUAAGCUCGGGAAAAAUCCAGACAGAGAAUUUCUAGUUACAAGCUUGCUUGAAGAACUUGCAGGAAGAGAGGAUCUCAAUCUAAAUCGCCAAGAUUGUACCGCAAUCAUGAAAGUUUGUGUAAGGUUUGGAAAGUUUGAAAUUGUAGAGGGACUUUAUGAUUGGUUUAAGAGGUCCGGGCAUGUCCCAAGUGUAGUCAUGUACACUACCAUGAUUCAUAGUCGUUAUACCGAGAAGAGAUACAGGGAGGCAUUGGCUAUUGUAUGGGAAAUGGAGGCUGCAAAAUGCCUUUUUGAUCUUCCAGCUUAUCGGGUUGUAAUGAAACUCUUUAUGGGUUUGAAUGAUCUCCAGAGGGGAGCACGCUACUUUUCAAAACUCAAGGAGGCAGGUUUCACUCCAACUUUUGAUAUAUACAUGUGUAUAAUCCAAAUGUAUAUCGAAUCCGGGAGGAUAGCCAAGUGUAAGGAGGUCUGGCUAGAAGCAGAGAUGGCAGGUUUUAAGCUGGAUGAGCAAAUAAGGUCGCAGUUGUUUGAACUGGGAAAUUGA
Oldenlandia corymbosa var. corymbosa is the source of this 1503-nucleotide messenger RNA. Lineage: Eukaryota; Viridiplantae; Streptophyta; Magnoliopsida; Gentianales; Rubiaceae. The record is from the annotation of a GenBank genome assembly.